AUGCAACCUGGUGAACAACAACUCACGUCUCCGUCUCUACUUUCUUCUCCUUCUCUUUAUUCAUCAUCAUCAUCAUCAUCAUCUUCUUCUGCUUCUUCUUCUUAUUCGUCUUUUAGUAGCAUCUCUCCCUUCAUAGCUACCCCACGGCCUUCUGAAGAAGAAAGAGAAGAAGAAAAACAGAAAGAAGAUAAAAAAGAAGUUAAAAAAGAAGUUAAAAAGGAUGAAGAAGAAGAUAAUGAGAAAAAAGAAGUAUCAGGAAGAGAGAAAGAAGCAGCAAAAACAAAUCAAGCAGCAGCACACACAGAUAACGAAGCAAAGAAAGAAAAGCAGAAGCAGCAACCGCAGCAGCAGCAGCAGCAGCAACAGCAGCUGCAGCAGCAGCAACAAGAAAAAGAAGAAGAAGAAGACCACCACCAACAGCAACAGCAACAGCAACAGCAACAGCAACAGCAACAGCAGCAACAGCAGCAACAACAGCAACAAGAAGAACGAGAAGAAGAAGAAGGAGACAUCUGGGAGAGAGGGCUUCCACCUGUCUCUGCAGCAGCAGAGCCUGAUUAUACAUC
Messenger RNA from Eimeria acervulina, 566 nucleotides. RefSeq lists its product as hypothetical. The transcript has a single exon. NCBI's taxonomy places the organism in Eukaryota, Apicomplexa, Conoidasida, Eucoccidiorida, Eimeriidae. The annotation marks the transcript as partial. The record is from RefSeq and is a predicted model, not a curated record.